Molecule: messenger RNA, 3110 nt
Organism: Bactrocera oleae (olive fruit fly)
Lineage: Eukaryota; Metazoa; Arthropoda; Insecta; Diptera; Tephritidae
Gene: kappaB-Ras
Product: NFKB inhibitor interacting Ras like 1
Biological process (GO): canonical NF-kappaB signal transduction; Ral protein signal transduction
Molecular function (GO): GTPase activating protein binding; GTPase activity; GTP binding
Source: RefSeq, a predicted model, not a curated record
AGUCGCCCAAAAACAAGUCGAUCAAAUGACAAUAUCGAAGCAGUGCGUGAGAGUGUCGUUGACAAUCCAAGAACCUCAAUUCGGCGUCGUGGAUAAGAAUUGCAAAUUUCAAGAAGUUCUUUACAGCGUAUACUCACUAAAAAUCUGUGUCUUCAUGUUUACAAAAUUCAAAUAACACAACAACUAAAGUCUAACGAACAAUUUAAUUUCAAUAAUGCGUUAAUAUUGGCACACCCUUUACAUGAGAUAAGCAUAUAGUGCAGUAUGUAUGUAUUUAUGACACAUGGCGCAUAAUUUAUACAUACAUACAUAACUUACAUAUAUUUUGGAGAUAAGAACUCGGUUGCCUCGGUCAAUCGCGACACACCUACGAAAUUCGUUAAAGCACGUGCAAGAAAAAAAUAAAGCAACAAAACGAGAUAGGUGUGUUUUUAUUAGUAAUGCUCCAAAAACAAUUAAAAUGUGAAAUAUUUAUGCAUAUACAAUAGUAUAUACAUACAUAUCAAGAAAAAAGAACGUAAACUUGUGAUAAAAACACUGUAUUUUGACACCUCAAUCUCUCAUAAAUGGCUGUAAACAUCUAUGUUUGUGUGUAUGCAUGUCUUAAAAUUACCUAAUUUCAUAAGUAUAUAAAAUAAAAACUAUGUGUUAUUAUAAUUAAUAUCAGACAAAUGUGGGUUUACAAAAUAUUUCAAGAAAAUCAUAUUAUAUAAAAAAUUGGAGGAUGUAUGUAUGUAUAUCUUUCUGCUAAAGAGUACAGCAUCUCCGCUAUUUUCCCACAAAUUUUAAUAAGCGACUCACACUUGGUCGACGCGCUUGAUUAUUACGUGAAAUAUCUUUUGACCCCUUCAAACGCAAAGCUAAUAUUUUACACAUAUGUAUGUUUGUAUGUACGUUUUUAAAAGUUAUCAAAAGAUAAUAUUAUCUAUUAUAACACGUGUAUUCCCUUAUAAACGCCCUCGUAUUUGUACACUUAAUUAUCUGCAUAUUUACGUUUCUUCAUUUUCUUUGGAAUAGCCGGUAGCUUUAUAUUGAUUCGCUAUUGUUGUUAUUAAUGUCGUUGUGCAGACAAACGGCGUUCAAUUGCUGAGUAAACAUGUUUAUUUCUGUUUUAUACAUUUGCUUAUUUCUUUAGUUUUUAUUUGAAUACGUGCAAAUAUACACAUUAACAUAAAUAUGUACAUACAUAUAGUAUACCGGCAAGUUUCUACAUAUGUACAUAUGUACAUUUAUUAAUAUAUUUAUAUACACUGUUUACAUUCUCCACGUUGAUAAUAGAGAACCUGGCGCUCUUCGCUAAGUAGGGUCAAGCUUUUAUGUUAAUACUAAUUUACAGUCUUUGUCAAAAUUUAUAUAGGUGGUCCUGUGGCGCAAUGGAUAACGCGUCUGACUACGGAUCAGAAGAUUCCAGGUUCGACUCCUGGCAGGAUCGUAAGGAGAUUUUUUUCAUAUACUUUUUUUUAACUUAUAUUCUUUGUGAAUAUUUGUUGGAAAGCAGUUAUAUGAUUUCGAUCGUUUUAACUUUUACAUAUUAUAAAAUUUAAUGAAAUAUAUUUUGUUAUUACAAGAUAGAGUUGAACUGAGUAUAUAAACGGUAUACUAUAUAAAUGCAACUCAAAGUUUAUAUAAGGAAGAUUAGUAUCCCAAAUAUGUAACUACAAAUGGUUGUAAUAAAUAAAGACCUAACAAUAUGUAGCGACUGUUGCAUUAUUAAUAGAGCAGUGCAUAUAAUAGGUAAAUUUUAAACUAUAUAAGAUAAUACCCCAAUGUGCUCUUAAAACUAGAAAGCAGCGUUAGCGCAAUUGACUGAGUUGAUUUUACUCAAUUUAAUAGUUAACUCAAAAAUCCUUAUGAUUAUAAACCAAAUAUAAAUGUUUUUGUUGUUAAUGGUUUUAUUAAUGGAUUUAUUUUGCUCACAGUAUAAUAUGGUUAACUAUUACUAACUAAAUAAUUAAAUAAAUGAAUAACGUGAACAGCUUGUAAGAUCAUAAUAUAAUUGCCCUAAUAAAUGUGGCAAAUACAACACUGUGAAUCAGCUGAUUUGUGAAAUUUUGUAAAAAUUGAUAUCAACAAAUUGCAAUUGUAAACAAAUUAAUUCGCAAUAAUUUCAACAAACAUCAUUAGUGGAAAUGUUGACUGCCAAAAUAGGUAAAGUUGGCAAAGUGCUUAUAUGUGGUAUGAAAGGUGUUGGUAAAACGGCAUUGUUGGAGCAACUAAUUUAUGGAAAUGUCAACAUGGAUACGGAAUUACAUCCCACUAUAGAAGAUAUAUAUGUUGCUAGUGUGGAUACAGGACGCGGUGGUGCACGGGAGUCUCUUCGCAUUUACGACAGUGCUGGGUUACAGGGAAAGGGACAACUGCCACGCCACUAUCUUUAUUUUCCUGAUGGUUAUGUAUUGGUAUAUGAUCCUACAGAUCCCAGUAGCUUAGACAUGUUGGCAGAUAUUAAAACCGAUAUCGAUCGUAAUAAGGAAAAAAAAGAUAAUGUAGCUAUAAUCGUUUUGGCUAAUAUGCGUGCGCGCAACAGACGUGAUUCACCCGCAUCGCCACCUAUACAAGUAACACAGCCACAAACACAGCAACAGCAGCUCGAUCCAGUGGAGUCUGUAUUGAAUCGUGCAAAUAGUUGGUGUGCUCGUGAACGUAUUAAACAUUACACCGUAAAUGCCAUGGAACGUCCGUCUUUAUAUGAACCAUUUAUAUCAUUGUGUGCCCGUUUGCAUCCCCCACCGACAAAGAGCAGUUUCCCACAAUUGCGUCAGGUGAUGCAGAAAACGCAGAAAAGUGAUAGCUAGGACGGGGAAUCGGAUGGCGGCGGUGAUAAUAUGCUAUGGUGUAUAACAGGCUGUCAGCGAAUCAGUGGUGGAGGUGGUGGGCAAUAAGGUAUUAUGCGAAAAAAUAAGAGUCUCGAAAUGGUAUUAAAACGACUUACAGUUUAAUAUUGCAUAUUUCAGUAAUUAAUUAAUAUUGAAUUUUCCACUUACUAUAUUUAGUACUUAAAUAAAUAGUGUAUAAAAUGUCUUUAUAUGAACUGAUAGCUGUUAAAUUAAUUAACAGUACAAUAUAAACUGAAGUAAACAAGUAACUGAAAUUUAUUUUAUAUAACCAAA